Daktulosphaira vitifoliae (grape phylloxera) is the source of this 1492-nucleotide messenger RNA. It is a transcript of the gene U3-55K, whose product is annotated as U3 small nucleolar RNA-interacting protein 2. Gene Ontology annotation, molecular function: protein binding; snoRNA binding. The record is from RefSeq and is a predicted model, not a curated record. The transcript has a single exon. Bases 113 to 1477 code for a protein of 454 amino acids. Gene Ontology annotation, cellular component: small-subunit processome. NCBI's taxonomy places the organism in Eukaryota, Metazoa, Arthropoda, Insecta, Hemiptera, Phylloxeridae.
GGGACUACUGUAUGAGAGUAUUGGACAGUUUAAAAAUUGAAGUCGCGUGUGUAAUGUUUACAGAAAUUCACUUAGUUUAUAUAAAUUUAUCUUUACUAAUUUUUUAGUAAAAAUGUCAUUUUUCAUAAGAAAAAAUGUUACAAAGCGUAAAAAGCCACCUGUGAGGGUUAAUAACAAUAAUAUAAAAAAAAAGAAAACUCGAAACCACGUCGACGAUGAAAUCUCAUCGGAAUCAAGUGAAUCCGAACAUGAUGAACAUUUUUCAUCAGAGUCUGAUAGUGAACGACAAUUGACAGCUGCCGAAAAAAAAGUUCAACUUGCUAAAAAAUAUUUGAGUGAAAUUGAAGAAGAGGAACGUCGUCGAUUAGAAGAUGACAAUGAGGAACAAGUAAAUAAAAGUGUAUUAAAACGAUUAAAAGACGAUGUUCUUGAACAAAAAGGAAAAUUAAAAAUUAAAGUAGCUGACGGUCUAUCAUUUCCAACUGAUAUAUUUGAAUUAAGAAGUAAAAAACAUACAAAAGCAAUUACAUGUCUUGUUAUAUCCCCAAAUGAUAAAUUCGCAUACUCAGCUUCAAAAGAUGCUACUUUAGUACAAUGGGAUCUCCAAGAAUUUAAAGCUAAAAAUGUCUUAAUUCAUAACCGUAAAAAACCUCAAGAUAAUCAGACUCAUCAUAACUGUCCAAUAUUAUCACUUGCUGUAUCCGAGAAUUAUUUAGUAUCUGGUGACAAUUCAGGUCUUAUAAUAGUUAGAAAUCCAAUAACUUUAGACUAUAUUGGUAAACUAACUGGUCAUAAAGGCUGUGUAACUGGUUUAACGAUUUGUAAUGAGACACAACAGCUAUUUAGUUGUUCAAAAGAUAAAAGUCUAAAAGUAUGGAAUCUUGUUGACUUAUGCUAUGUAGAAACUCUCUUUGGUCAUCAAACUGAAGUGACUAGUAUUGAUAUGUUACAAAAAGAUCGUGUCAUUUCAGCAGGAGGCAUGGAAAAUAUUAUUCGUGUAUGGAAAAUACAAGAAGAAACACAAUUGAUAUUUAAUGGUGUUGGAGGCUCUAUAGACACAGUAAAAAAAAUUGAUAAUGCUCACUUCAUUACUGGGGGUGACAAUGGUAUACUUAGUAUCUGGGGCUCAUUAAAGAAAAAACCAUUUUGUAAUGUUAAUAAUGCCCAUGGUGUUAGUAGCAACAAUGGAGAACCAAACUGGAUAUCUGCUGUAGGAGCUCUGGCAAAUUCAGAUUUGGUUGUAUCAGGAAGCUAUGAUGGAACUAUCAAAUUUUGGAGGUGUUCUAACAAUUUUAAGACAUUGCUACCACUAUUUAAUGUUUCUAUUCAAGGUUUUGUAAAUAGUUUAGUAUUUACUAAUGAUGGUAGUAAAUUAAUUGUAGCCAUUGGUAAUGAACAUAGAUAUGGAAGAUGGCAUAGUGUAACAGGUGUAAAGAAUAGUUUACAUGUUAUUAAAUUGAACUUUAUUAAAAACUAAUUUUUUUUUACAGUA